Messenger RNA from Pocillopora meandrina, 957 nucleotides. The record is from the annotation of a GenBank genome assembly. Lineage: Eukaryota; Metazoa; Cnidaria; Anthozoa; Scleractinia; Pocilloporidae.
AUUCCUAAGUUCGAUUGUCACUCGGAACCUACCACGUUAGGACCACGUUGGACGCGAUGGUUCACAUCUUUUGAAUUGUUUGCCGAUGGCAAAGGUCUGAUUAUCACUGAAGGUACAAAUGCAACAACCAGACAACGAAGAAGAGCUAUGCUACUCCAUUUAGCGGGACAAGAUGUGCAAGAAAUUUUCUCUACUCUCGCGAACACCGGCGAAGCAACGGACUACGCCGCCGCUGUAACAGCACUGAAUGGCUAUUUUCUCCCCAAAGUUAACUCCGCUUUUGCGCGUCAAAAAUUUCACCGACUCCAACAACAGCCAGGUGAGACCGUUUUGCAGUUUGUAACCCGACUGAGAAAAGAAGGGAAAGACUGUAAUUUUGGGGCAGACUUUGACAAUCAGAUAAGAGAUGCGAUUUUAUGCAAAUGCAGGUCAGAUUAUGUCAAACGUAAAUUGCUUGAAGAAAGAGAUGAACUUACUCUCACGCACAUUAGAGCUUGCAGAACAGUGUGAAAGUGUAGAACACCAAAUGUCUCAGCUUAGCUUGAGUGAACAGACUACAGAAGCACACAGGGUCUAUGAAAAACCUAGGAGACCAAAAGAUCAACAAAGAAACAAAGAGAGCAAGAACAGAGACAGUCAGUGUCCUCGUUGUGGGUGGAGUGGUCACCUUGGUGGAGAUCCGAAAUGCCCUGCCAGAGGUCAAACAUGUAAAAAUGUAAAAAAGAAAGGUCACUUUGCUAGUGUCUGCAAAACCAAACCAAAGAAGCCAGGAGUCAAUCAGGUGCAAGAAGAACAAAAAAAACCGAUGGGGAGCAAGUCGAUUAUGCAUUCAGGGUCACCAAUAAAGGUCAGUCAAAUAUGCUCAAAUUGUCUGCGGGUGGAGUAGAAUUGGAAAUGUUGGUGGAUUCUGGGGCCACCAAUAACAUUAUCGAUGAAUGUACAUGGGAAGAUCUGUAG